CAGCAGCGUGGACUACAUAUCCCAGCAUGCACCCCUCCAGCGGGCGCUGGAACGGCGGGCUGCUCCUACACGUGGUAUCCAAUGCAGCAGCGCAGGCUGGAGCCCGCCGCUGGCGGGGCAUCCGGCUGCGAGGGGAGAUGACAGAGGUGACCCGAGAGGGGUUCGGACACUUGCCCCAGAAGGGAGGAGGAGGAGGAGGAGGAGCUGUUGAAAAGUUCCUGCUGAAAUCAGACCGUGUGAAAGUGGAGAUUAUCUCCUUAGGCUGUAUAAUCACGGCACUGGAAACCAAGGGCAGGGAUGGGAAGCUCUCCGACAUUGUCCUGGGUUUUGAUCGCUUGGAAGGUUAUGUCAACAAACACCCCUACUUCGGAGCCACUAUUGGGCGAGUUGCUAACAGAAUUGCUAAUGGGAAAUUCACGGUGGAAGGCAAAGAGUAUCGGUUGGCCCUCAACAACCCACCCAACAGUCUGCAUGGAGGGAACAAAGGGUUUGACAAGGUUCUCUGGACCCCGGAGGUGCUGCUAAAUGGCAUACGCUUCUCCAGAACGAGCCCAGAUGGUGAGGAAGGGUAUCCUGGGGAACUAAAAGUCUGGGUGACCUACACACUCGAUGGUGGGGAACUAGCAAUAAACUACCGAGCUCAAAGCAGCAGCACUACUCCUAUUAGCCUGACAAACCAUGCCUACUUCAAUCUAGCAGGCCAGGGAUCACAUGAUAUCUACAACCAUAUGGUCUCCAUAGAAGCAGACUCUUACUUGCCUGUGGAUGACACCCUGAUCCCUACUGGAGAGGUGGCUGCGGUGCAGGACACAGCUUUUGAUCUGAGGAAGCCGGUAGAGCUUGGAAGACACAUGCAGAAGUUUCAGCUCCCUGGCUUUGACCAUAACUUCUGCCUGGAACAGUCGGAGGCUCGACGCUACUGUGCAAGAGCACACCAUCCCCCUAGUGGCAGGACGAUGGAGGUUUACACCACUCAGCCUGGAAUCCAGUUCUACACUGGAAAUUUCCUGGACGGCUCGCUGGAGGGCAAAGGGGGCUCUGUGUAUCCCAAGCAUUCAGCCUUCUGCCUUGAAACACAGAACUGGCCGGAUGCAGUUAAUAAGCCCCAUUUCCCCAGUGCACUGCUGCGGCCAGGAGAGGAGUACAACCACACAACUUGGCUCAAGUUUACUGCAGCUUGAGGAGUCACCUCUGCAGCCACAAGAAGAAAUUCAUCACAAAGUGCUCUGAGUAGUGGGAGGGGAGCAGGGGAAAUCACUUAAAAUAGCAGCAGGAGCUUCCAAAUUUCUCCAGCAUAGGCAGAGGUGACAGGUGCAGGGACAUCUCCGAAGGACGGAGUUUGUAAAAGCUCUCGACGCUGGCUUGGCGGCUCCCGUUGGAAUCACUGGUAAAGCUCCCCUUGAUGUCAACAAAGGGAGAGUUAGGCCAGCACUGAGGCCCUGAUCCCCAAAGGGACUUAUGCACCUAACUGCCAUUGAUUUCAGUAGGAAUUAAUACCUUUAAAUACCUAAAUACCUUUAAAACCUGGCCCUUAGUGACUACAAAACUUGUCUUCCUCAUCCAUCAAUUGGAUCAUGUCAAGGCCUCUUUUAAACUCCUCUCCCCUUUCUCCUUCCCCGGCGGGUAGUGUUCGAUGUAUCGGGUAAUCGAUUUAUCGCGUCUCAUCUAGACGCGAUAAAUGGAUCCGUGAAUCGACGCCUGUACUCCACCUCGACGGGGGAGC
Mauremys mutica (yellowpond turtle) is the source of this 1723-nucleotide messenger RNA. It is a transcript of the gene GALM, whose product is annotated as galactose mutarotase. The transcript has 8 exons. Lineage: Eukaryota; Metazoa; Chordata; Testudines; Geoemydidae. The record is from RefSeq and is a predicted model, not a curated record. Gene Ontology annotation, molecular function: carbohydrate binding; aldose 1-epimerase activity. Bases 27 to 1181 code for a protein of 384 amino acids. Gene Ontology annotation, biological process: beta-D-galactose catabolic process via UDP-galactose, Leloir pathway; glucose metabolic process.